Prunus armeniaca (apricot) is the source of this 591-nucleotide messenger RNA. Lineage: Eukaryota; Viridiplantae; Streptophyta; Magnoliopsida; Rosales; Rosaceae. The record is from the annotation of a GenBank genome assembly.
AUGAGCAGAAGCCGGAUUCUGAGAAAUCCGAUUGCGUUCGUUUGGAGGGUUGUGUUGGUUUGUUGCUUUUUAAUUGUUACAAUCUCAAUGCUGAGGCUUCCAGAGAUCCCGCUUGGGUUGCAAUAUCCCACGACAAAAACCAGUAAACAAACUUCAGAGGAUGAAAAUUUAUCGAUAGGGAAGUUUGGGAAGAUGAUGCUUGAAAUGUUGCCUGAAGAUCUUGCCUUCACUGUGUUUGUUCCUUCAGAGGAAGCUUUCGAGCGCGAUCUGAGGCUCAGCCCAAAUAAAAGUUUAGUGGGGGAGAAGAUGAAUGACGACACGUAUGCAAUAACGUCUCGAGUAUUGGGGUUCUCGGCUGUGCCUCGGAGGCUUGCUUCAGUCAAUGUGCCGAUUGACAAGGAGCUGUCGUAUGAUUCGAUAUCUGGGUUUGUGUUGUAUAUCUCGAAAGAGGAAGAUGGAGCGUUGACGGUCAACAGGGUUCGAUCCAAAAGAGUGGAUCUGAGGAAGAAGGGAAGCGUUGUGCAUAUCAUGGAUGGAGCGAUCAUGGAUGCUGAGUUCCAACAAUCAGUUCAGCAUGAGGAACAAGAUUGA